CCACGGAGAGCGAUAGAAAAAGUCAGUGGUACACGCAGCACAACCCAAAAGUAAAAGAAAGAAAAAGAGCAAACUGUAAGCAUGAUCAAGAAUUUGUUCUUGACAAGCAUCCCGAUCUGAAUUGACUAAAUUGAAAUCACGAUGUAAAUCGCGAUGCUACGAUGAUGAUUCAAAAUGAGGUCUCAUGCAAAUCGCGAUGUUCAUGAGAAGGAACAAAAAUGAAGUUCACUCUAAUCCCGCACUGUAUACUAGUGCGGGAUUAGAGUGAGCUUCAUUUUUGUUCCUUCUCAUGAACAUCGUGAUUUGCAUGAGACCUCAUUUUGAAUCAUCAUCGUAGCAUCGUGAUUUACAUCGUGAUUUCAAUUUAGUCAAUUCAGAUCGGGAUGCUUGUCAAGAACAAAUUCUUGAUCAUGCUUACACAAACAAAGAAACGCAUGGCCAAGUAGCGCAAUCCCAACCUUCAAUCG
Amoebophrya sp. A120 is the source of this 467-nucleotide messenger RNA. Lineage: Eukaryota; Dinophyceae; Syndiniales; Amoebophryaceae. The record is from the annotation of a GenBank genome assembly.